Molecule: messenger RNA, 2893 nt
Organism: Antechinus flavipes (yellow-footed antechinus)
Lineage: Eukaryota; Metazoa; Chordata; Mammalia; Dasyuromorphia; Dasyuridae
Product: calpain-13-like
Exons: 11
Coding region: 138-1385 (415 amino acids)
Biological process (GO): proteolysis
Cellular component (GO): cytoplasm
Molecular function (GO): calcium-dependent cysteine-type endopeptidase activity
Source: RefSeq, a predicted model, not a curated record
UAAGAAACCAAGCUAGCCUAUGUAUCUAAUACUGAUUCAAAGAGGAAACCCAGUCUUGCUUUAACUGUCUGCAGGUAGUUUUCAUCAGUUUCACCUAUUACAGGAAAAAGAGAAAGGAGCUACUCUUUGGAGAAGCCAUGUUCCAUGACCAUAUGAGGCCACAAUAUUCCAACACCAUGGACAACAUUAUACGAUUCAAAAACCAGGACUUCAUCUCCUUGAGGAAUUGGUGUUUAAAGAGUGGCAGGCUUUUUGAAGAUGACAUGUUCCCAGCCAAUAACAGUGCCAUAGGGCAGAGACUCCUGAAAGAAAAAGAUAUUGAAAGCCCUCAGUGGAAGAGACCAAAGGAAUUAUUGGGGACUGCGUUCCCUCACUUUAUUCUGGAUGGUAUCAGCAAAUUUGAUAUUCGACAAGGAAGAGCAGGUGACUGCUGGUUUCUAGCAGCACUGGGCUCUUUAACCCACAAACCCAAACUUCUGGCAAAGAUCAUUCCCUCAAACCAAAGCUUCACAGCAGGAUAUGCAGGGAUUUUCCAUUUCCAGUUUUGGCAAUGUGGACAAUGGGUGGAUGUGGUGGUUGAUGACCGGCUCCCUGUGGAAUCAAUUAAUAGAAAAUACCUGUUUGUACAUCCUCGAAGAGGGAACAAUGAAUUUUGGCCCUGUUUGCUUGAGAAGGCUUAUGCCAAGCUUCACGGCUCUUACUCCCAAUUGCAUUAUGGCUACACGAUUGAUUCAUUGGUGGAAUUGACAGGAUGGGUUGUUACAAAAGUCAGUCUUAAUGAAGUCCAUCCCAAUCUGUUCAAGAAUUUAAAAGUUGCUGAACAAUCUGGCUCACUAAUAACAUGUGGGAUUGCAGAUCCUUCAAACAUCGUAGAGAAAUUCGGACUAGUGAAUAAUCAUGCAUAUACAGUGACGGGCAGUGCAAAGAUUAGUUUGGAUACCCGCCAGGAAGAACUCAUUCGAUUGUGGAACCCUUGGGGUGAAAAAGAAUGGACAGGACGUUGGAGUGAUAACUCCCGAGAAUGGCAGAUGGUUCAAGAAUCAGAGAGGACCAAGCUUUAUAAGAACAAAGAAGAUGGAGAGUUUUGGAUGUCAUUUCUAGAUUUCCAGAAGACAUUUACCAGCAUGCUUAUAUGCUUUCAAUAUCCAAUGGUAAUGAAUGAUAGAAGCCUGAGAAAUGGAGUAUGGUCCCAAAUUCUAAAUAAAGUCCAAAAGAUCCCAAGAAAUAUUAUGCAAGAUAGUAGCUCUGAUGCCCUCGGGAAUACGCUUCAGUAUUUUUUCUCUGUGACAGAGCCCAUGGAAGGUAUCAAUGUGGUGGUCUCCAUCAACAUCCAGCCUAACCAGGACAGAAAGAAGAUGGCACUUUUUGAAGUUUACGAGGUAUAGGUGGACUUAGCUCAAAUUCGUGGCUCACAUUUUUCAGGCAUUUCACUAUCUCACUGAGUAGUCAUGAAAACAAAUGUAACUUAACAGAGCAAAUUCUGAUUUUCCUUUCAAAUGUUAUCUGAAUGCCUGAACAAAGAAUCACAGAACCAUAAAAAGUUAAACUAGGGAGAGACCUUAGAGAUUAUAUAGAACAAAAUGAAAAGCAUUCAUUGUUUAUGAUGUACCUAACAUUGUGCUAAGCACUAGGGAUACAAAGAGGAAAUAGAGAUAAUUGUUGUUGUCAAAAAGCUCAAAUUCUAAUGGGAAAGAGGAAUCAUAAAGGAAGACUCGUGUUCAGUUCAUGACAGAUGGAAAGACCAGAUAGUAAUUAGGUUUUGGUUUUAAUGAGGUUCUCUGCAUUUUGGAUAGCAGACACUGAGAGGAGAUGCAGAAGACCUAGAGGAUUGAAUGAACCAUUAACAGAUGCCAUGUGGGUUUUACCCUUCUCGGGGAACUUUGCUUCUCUCUCCAGGAGGUCAUAUCCCUAACACCCUUGUUUUCAGAAAUGCAAAAACUGAAAUCCAGGGGGAAAAUAGCUUUUAUAUUGUCUUUUGAGUUUUCUUUCUUCCAUAGUAAAUAUCAGCUAGUCCAUCCUCCCUUCCUCUCAUUUUACAGAUGUGAAUAUAGGAUUAUAGAUGAGAAAGAGAUUAAGGAUGACUGACAAAAUAAACUUAUGUAGGAUCAAUCAAGAGAUCAAGUAGGAAGGCUGGUAUUGGGAAGAAAGCUCAUGUCUUCAUCAGAGACUAGAAAAAAGCCAGAAUAGGAAAGGGGUUCAAAGUAUUUUGAGGUAGGAAAAAAAGAGAAAAGAAAGUUCAUGCCAGAUAUAAAAUAAAAUAUAAGGCAAGGUCCUAUCCUGAGAAGAUGGGUGGCAUUAAAGACUUGAGGGAAAAAAGGAAAGGUUUGAACAAGCACCGAAUAGACCAGUACAAACAAGGAUGGAAAGAAUAGAGAUGAUAACUCCCAGCUCUAAAAGCCAUGUGAGUAAUUCAGCAGCCUGAAUACUUUCUGAUGGCUCUGGCCAAAGGAAAGGAUGAAGGGACAAGGUGCUCGCAAUACCAAUGGGUCUUUCUAGUGACUGGUCUUCCAAAACCAGCUCUGGAGAGGUAAAGAAGAAUUUUAAAGAGGGAGAGGGGAAGAAAGGGAGAAAAGUUAUUUCCAGUGAUAGUAGAUGACUGAGUCACAGGGACUAAUGGUAGAAUAUGAGAUUGUUGUUAAAGAAAUGCAUUUCAGUUUUCUAUAACAGAGCUAGAGUGAUGGAGAAUAGCAAAGCCAAAAGUUAUAACCAUCUCCAUGUGUGCCUAAGAUGGAAUGAAGAUACAAAUCAUUGGAAAUGAAGUAGAUAAUGAACUGAGAAAUCAGAAUAUUUUAGAGGAUGUACAAAAUAAAGUCACUAAGCAUAAGGAUACAGGUUAGAGCAUAGAAUAAGACUGUAAAUCAGAUGAGACUUUUUGAGAACAAGAGGGAGAAUA